This is a messenger RNA of Dothidotthia symphoricarpi CBS 119687, 1807 nucleotides long. RefSeq lists its product as uncharacterized. The record is from RefSeq and is a predicted model, not a curated record. The coding region runs from base 298 to 1662 and encodes 454 amino acids. Gene Ontology annotation, molecular function: sequence-specific DNA binding; DNA-binding transcription factor activity, RNA polymerase II-specific; zinc ion binding. Gene Ontology annotation, cellular component: nucleus. NCBI's taxonomy places the organism in Eukaryota, Fungi, Ascomycota, Dothideomycetes, Pleosporales, Dothidotthiaceae. Gene Ontology annotation, biological process: aflatoxin biosynthetic process; positive regulation of transcription by RNA polymerase II. The transcript has a single exon.
GGGAUAAAACAGGGCCAUACCGUUUGUAGACGUGCAUCUAUAGUCAUGUAAGCCCAAUGUGUGUGGUGUUGUAGCCAGAAUCGAUUGAGGCUGAGACAUGCAGGUGUGGAGGUAUGUGCAGCGGGGUGAAUGGGUAUCGGUGAAACGAUUUUGAUAUCAAGCUUUGGGUGUGGUAUGGGUGCUGGAGAGAAGGUUGAUAUUUAAAAGCUGGCGCGCAACUACAGAGUCGGAAGCUGGAGUAUACAAGACCAAGACGUGCAUCUCUUCGAUAUCAUAACAGUUCACCUCGUAUCAGCCAUGACCUCCUUCACACAACCACUAUCACAAUGGCUCCCGUCCGCUGUGGUUCUCAACAUUGCGACUGUGCCAACUUCCACCCCUUCACCAACCUCGACGAGAUCGCGGCGAGAGCGUAGACUCAAGCUACGUGAUUCUUGCGAUGCCUGCGCAACCUCAAAAGUCAAAUGCAGUAAAACACACCCUGUCUGCACACGCUGCUCCAUAAACGGCUCACAGUGUGUAUACGGUGUGUCGAGGAAGCAUGGCAAGCCUGGAAGAACGAUGAAGACGAAUACAGACGAAUCGCCCUUAAACAAAACGCCGAAGCAACGACCAUCCCCUGACGGCAGUGAGUUUGGGAAGUUCAGGAUUCGUCCUGAGCCCGUCCUUCAGCCUCAGCUGGAGCUCGAAACCGGGAUGAAUUGGUCGCCUACACCGACUGCACCAGACACUCCUGACCUCGACUUCGAGAUGAUGCCUCAAGCAACGUACGGGGAGCCGAGUGGAUAUACCUUCACAGACGAACUAAUGGUUACGGCACAAUGUGAGCUGGAGAACCACAGGCCUGCCUUCCGGGACCAGCAGUCAGUUCAACUCCACAUGCGGGAUGUCCUGGAUCUACCUGGCUUCACCAACAGCAACGCGGUAAACCCUCUUCCCUAUGAAUUCCAAGACUCAACCAUGGAUGUCUGGUCUUCUGCCUAUUCUUUACCUUCACCCCAAAGCCCGAAGACGGACCAAGUGAGCUCUUACGACACCAUGUCGGGAAGCUUUUCUACACCCACCUCACACUGCUGCUAUCCACUCGCCUACUCAGUUCUCGACAGCCUGCGCGUCAUUAGUUCAGACACAACCUACUCGAACCACGAGCUCGACUCGAUGCUUUCCAUACCCAACCUAGCCGUGCGAAGUGUCCUCCAACUUCUCCGCUGCUCAUGUUCUUCAGAUCCACACCUCGCGAUGCUGUACUCAAGUAUCACAGUCAAAAUCCUACAUUGGUAUCAGAUUCUCGGAGACACCAAUCGGACCUCGUCUUCAUGUGCAACAUCAUCGCCAUCGCUUAGAAAUGGGUUCAUGUCGCCAACCUCUUCUAUCUUCUCUUCACCAAUGUCUUCUCCUGACUCAAAGACGUCGACGUUCGGCUUGCCAGUACAACUACGACGCUUCGGACUCUAUGAGUUUGUUCAGGAGGAGCAGUUGAGACGGCAGGUGGUGCUAGGGGAGUUGAUGGCAUGUGAGCAGCUUGUCAAUGCCUUGGCGGGGUGGAGGGGCUAUGGAAGGACGGAGUCUGCCGAGUUCCUCUACGGUGUGCUUGGUACGUGGUUGAAGGGGGAAGUGUUUCGUAUUUCGAAGAAGGUGGAUGGUGGAGUGGAGGAGCUCUGAGUGUAGAGCAUAACUUGUCUCGGAACGGGUUCAAUAACAUGAUACGUUAUUAGCAACGUUCUGGCGGUCCCUGCUUGCGUAUAGUGGGGUUCUCCCUAUGCCCCCGCGUCGUGAGUUAUUGUACCCUGUUGUCGAGGGGGGAGAU